GCCCACUGCGGCUACCCGGAAGCAGCUACCGGCGUCUGGGCGGGAGGCGCAGAUGAGGGGAGGCAGCUGAGCGCAGCUGUCGCCGGGCCAUGGCUGGGACGGCGCUCAAGAGGCUGAUGGCCGAGUACAAACAGUUAACAUUGAAUCCUCCAGAAGGAAUUGUGGCAGGCCCCAUGAAUGAAGAGAAUUUUUUUGAAUGGGAGGCAUUGAUCAUGGGUCCUGAAGACACCUGCUUUGAAUUUGGUGUUUUUCCUGCCAUCCUCAGUUUCCCACUUGAUUACCCAUUAAGUCCCCCAAAGAUGAGAUUUACCUGUGAGAUGUUUCAUCCCAACAUCUACCCCGAUGGGAGGGUCUGCAUUUCCAUUCUCCACGCCCCGGGCGACGACCCCAUGGGCUACGAGAGCAGUGCUGAGAGGUGGAGCCCCGUGCAGAGUGUGGAGAAGAUCCUGCUGUCGGUGGUGAGCAUGCUGGCAGAACCCAAUGAUGAAAGUGGAGCCAACGUGGAUGCUUCCAAAAUGUGGCGAGACGACCGCGAGCAGUUUUACAAGAUUGCCAAGCAGAUUGUACAGAAGUCUCUGGGGCUUUAAGGCCUCACCCCGUGCACGCACAGACGUGUCCCACAUGUGCACAUACAUACCACCAAGCAGUUCAGCAUUCUCCUCCGGAACACUUCGUGAUCGCAACACUCUGUGCUGAUACCAAAAAGGAAAGCUUGCAGGAACCACAGCAUCUAUUUUUUUUUAAAAUCUUUCCCACCCUAAACAGGCUUCUCCUCUCAACUUAGGAUUUAAGUUCUCCCCUAAUCCUCUCAAGGUGGUCCAGGUAGAUGGUCAGAGCUGUCAUCACUACCUCUCCCAGCUGAAACUCCACAGACCCAGCAGUUCUGGCUUCCUGUGAAUUUCCCUCCUUCCUGGAGCAUCAAGGAGUGUACAUGCCAGAAAUCCCCUCCACUUCCCCGCAUGAUGGUAAUGGAGGGGAGAAGCAAGGCCUUGAAGCCUUGGUGGGGGAGUGUUGACCUCUCUGUGGGCUUCCUGGGACUCUUGUCAUAUUUCACAAGCAGAAGUUUUUCUUAGAAUCUGGUUACAUCUUUUUCAUUUGUUGUGUAUUACAAACCAUCACACUUAGAAAUGCUUUCAGAAAGUGCUUUCUUAUUUGUGGAUUAAUAAGAAAUGGGUACAUGGAAAAGAAAUACAUUGCCAGUUAUAAAGACUAAUAGGUUUUUUUAAGUUAUGGCUUGUGUCCUGGUUACUAAUGCAUUAUUAGAGCAGGUACAGGUGAGAUCUUUAAAGUUGUAGUGAGCUUCUUCUGGAUCCACGGGUGUUUUUCUUUUCCAAUCUGAAAACUGGAAGCUAUAGGAUUUUGCACAUUUUGAUUGCACCGGGAAUUUAACUAUUGACACAAGGUCAUUCUUUGCAACUCCAAGUCAGAAGGGACUCUAAACAUUACUCAGCUCAGAGCACAGAGGAGUGCCUUAUCCCAACCUUGACCAGCUCAUGGAGGUGGGCAUGUUGGGUCCCCGGGCCUCAGGCUGGAGACAGCACUUUUUUGUGACUUAACGAUUUUGAUGUGGUUUCGGUGUCUCUAACGUGAUCUGCCGGGCAGCACAGAGCCAAGAGUUCACAUUAUAAGCAAUAACAGAUCUGUUGCAUGCAGAGUCAAAUAUUUGACCUGUAACAGACAGGUUAAAUUUAAAUAGGAAUCUCUAUUUUUGAAACAAGGGAUGGUCUAUGAGGCAUACAAUGAACUUCAUAUGAUGUUUUCUCCUUCCCUUUCUAAUGGAUUAAGCGCACUGUAGUCUGUCUGAUUGAACCUGAAACGUCAUGACAGUUCCUGGUUGAGAGGCUCCGUGUCCACCUCUGCAGAUGCCAGAUUCUUUCCUUCUCAGAAGGGAAGCACUCAGAAUUUGAAAUGCAGUACAAAAACUUGUAUUUGGAAGGGCUAGGGAAAAGAGAGGUGUUGUACCUAAAUAGUAUUUGCAGGCCCUCUCCAUCACUUAAAGAAGAGAGGUUUGUGCGAACAGCCAGGUGUGGGCGUGGGGCUCCCUGGCAAGUAGGCCCAGAGUGCACAUGCCUGCCCUUAGGCUUCCAUGAGUUGUGGAGAGGGAGGGAGGCAGUCUACUAAACAAAGUGUUUUUAUUCAUUUGUAUUUAUUAAAUGAAAAGAAUCCCAUGGUGUCCCUGUUCUGUGGUGGAGCUUAAUUACUGGGUUAAAAUAAAGUUCUAUAUUUUCCCCUGUU
This is a messenger RNA of Carlito syrichta (Philippine tarsier), 2235 nucleotides long. It is a transcript of the gene UBE2G2, whose product is annotated as ubiquitin conjugating enzyme E2 G2. Bases 90 to 587 code for a protein of 165 amino acids. Lineage: Eukaryota; Metazoa; Chordata; Mammalia; Primates; Tarsiidae. The record is from RefSeq and is a predicted model, not a curated record. Gene Ontology annotation, cellular component: cytosol; endoplasmic reticulum. The transcript is spliced from 6 exons.